Molecule: messenger RNA, 968 nt
Organism: Drosophila elegans
Lineage: Eukaryota; Metazoa; Arthropoda; Insecta; Diptera; Drosophilidae
Gene: Lfg
Product: protein lifeguard 1
Exons: 4
Coding region: 96-830 (244 amino acids)
Cellular component (GO): membrane
Source: RefSeq, a predicted model, not a curated record
AGGUGUCUUCAUUUUCGGGUUGGCCCCAUAGCAUGCGUUUGACCCGGCCACCUGUUCAGUAGUUCGUGUGAUUUCCAGCAAGGCGUAGCCAUAAAAUGUAUCACUACCAGCAAGGCGAUGAAACUGGUGCAUAUACAGAUGCGGAGGCCGACAAGAGCUUCGCCUUCGAUGACCAGAGCAUCCGGAAGGGAUUUAUCCGUAAGGUCUACUUGAUAUUGAUGUGCCAAUUGCUGAUCACUUUCGGUUUUGUUAGUGUGUUUACCUUCUCGAAAGCCUCGCAGGAAUGGGUACAACACAAUCCAGCCCUUUUUUGGAUAGCACUGGCGGUUCUCAUUGUGACCAUGAUUUGCAUGGCCUGCUGCGAGAGUGUGCGCCGAAAGACGCCUCUGAACUUCAUCUUCCUGUUCCUGUUCACCGUGGCGGAGUCCUUCCUCUUGGGAAUGGUGGCCGCACAGUACGAGGCGGAUGAGGUCCUGAUGGCAGUGGGCAUUACGGCUGCAGUGUCCCUGGGACUCACCCUGUUCGCCCUGCAGACCAAGUACGACUUUACGAUGUGCGGCGGAGUGCUGGUGGCCUGCCUGGUGGUCUUCCUCAUCUUUGGCAUCUUCGCCAUCUUCUUUUCGGGCAAGAUCAUUGGCCUGGUCUAUGCCUCCCUGGGAGCACUGCUCUUCUCCGUUUACCUGGUGUACGACACACAGUUGAUGCUGGGCGGUAAGCACAAAUACUCCAUCAGUCCGGAGGAGUAUAUCUUUGCCGCACUGAACCUCUACCUGGACAUCAUCAACAUCUUUAUGUACAUACUAACCAUCAUUGGAUUGUCACGCAGCUAGAUAGGUCGCACUGAUCCGUAGUUUUCAUGCCAGUUUUAGAGAUACAUAUGUAACUUAAUUGUAUGUGCCCAGUGUCCAGUGACCAGUGACCAUUGCCACCUUAGCCACGAAGAAAUACAGAGCGACUAACUAAGCGUA